AUGAAGUUCUCCCAGGCACUCGUCGCCUCCUGGGCCACCCUCGCCCUUUCUGCCCCGGCGAUGCACGCGCCGGGCAGUGGCGCUCCCGGCGCCGGAGGCUUGAACGUUCCCCCCGUUCCGGAGGUCGACAACAAUAUUGACCAGGCUGCCAAGGGGCCUACGUCGUCGCCGCCGCCGCCGCCGUCGUCCGGUACCAAGGGAGAAGACGGGGAGCCGGGCGUGGUCGAUGAAGACACUUGUGAGAUCCUGGCCGAGGAUGGCCAGGACGGCGACGAGAAGAACAAGAAGGAGCAGGAUGGCUCCGGCAAGGGGGAAGACGGCCAGCCCGGUUCCGGAGAGGAGUCUAAGCCGCAGGUCCCCGGUGCGCCGACCAGCACCAUCUCUGCUUCCACGCCCGCUCCCACGCAGUCUGGCUCCCCCACCGACAGCCAGGGAGAGGAUGAGUGCCUUCCUGAGGAGCCCGCCGAUGGUGGCGAGGAGCCCAGCGGCCCUGCCCCUGGCGAGGAGUCUUCUGAGGGAGGCGAAGGAGGUGAUGCGGACGAGUGCGAGGCCGAGGACGAGGCCGAGGACGGCGGCAAGACGGACGAUGCCGGAGAUGACGAUGAGUGCGAGGGCGACGACGGCAUGCCGGGCACUGAAAACAAGCCCACUGGUCCCAACGGUAGCCAGACCCCCGGCCAGGACGGAUCCAAGGUUCCAGGUAAGAUGCCCACUGACGGCUCGGAUGGCGACAGCUCUUCGCCUCGCCCCGGGCCUUACCCUUCCACGGGCUCCGACGGAAGCGACGCUUCUCCCCCCACGAGGGGCCAAGAUGCCGACAACGAAGGGGUCCCUACCCCGGGCAAGCCAGGCCAGGGAGGCGAUCGCCCCAAUGGGCCCUCCCGCCCGGCCAAGCCUACCAGUGGAGAUGCCCGUCCCCAGGGCCCUUUCUCUCCGGCUAAGCCUGGCAACAAGGGCGACCGCCCCUCUCCCGCGAAGCCUGGUUCCUCUUCCCCCGAUGAUGAGGAGCCCUCUCAGGGCGGCGAGCCUGUGACCUCUCAUGACGACGACAACUCGCCGACCCCUGGUGGCUCUGGCAAGUACCCUGACAACACCCGCCCGACUCGGCCCUCAAAGGUCCCCGGCAAGGGCGGCAAGUCCAAGACUCCCAGCGGAAAGGUCCAUAGCGGUGACUCUUCCUACCGCAAGACGUCCACUUCGAGCGAGUCCAGCCGCAAGACCAACGUCAACAUCGAAAACGAAACCGAAACGGCUUGCGAGCAGGGUCAAUGCGGCGGCAGCUCUUCCCCGCCCCAAGACUCCUCCAGCACCCCAGGCAACGGCCCGUCCUCGCCCAAGGCGCCAGGUCGUGGCAAGACUCCCAUCGGCUCGUACCCUGACAAGGACGGUUCUCCGGGCUCGUCCACCCCCAAGGUGCCGGGCACCAAGGGAAAGGGCCCGGUCGGUGACGACUCCUCCUCCUCCCCUUCGACGCCUGGAAGCACGCCCUCCGGCCCUUCCGACACUGAGAUCCCCGGCGGCAAUGUUCCCAGCAAGCAGCCUCCCUCUGGCAUGCCUGGCCCCAAUGUUCCCGGCAAGAAGACUCCCUCCGGCACGCCCAGCAGCACCGGGAGCGAGACCACGACGCCCUCUGCCGACGGCGAGGACGGCGACGAGUGCGUCGAUGACAAGGAGGAGGAGCCCAGCGCCGAGGAUGACGAGUGCCUCCCUGAGGAGGAGGACAAGACCGAGGAGGACAAGGCCGAGGAGGACGAGUGCGUCGUAGACGAGACCGACUCCGCCACCCCUACCACCGGCGCCGAGUCCACCACCACUCCCACCGCGACGGCCAGCCCGGACAGUGACAAGCCGAGCACCGAGUCUGCAGACGAUGAGUGCCCCCCCGACUCGGACAACGAGGUCGACUCUGUCCUCUCGUCGAAGAGCGCCUAG
Molecule: messenger RNA, 1932 nt
Organism: Purpureocillium takamizusanense
Lineage: Eukaryota; Fungi; Ascomycota; Sordariomycetes; Hypocreales; Ophiocordycipitaceae
Exons: 1
Coding region: 1-1932 (643 amino acids)
Source: RefSeq, a predicted model, not a curated record